Messenger RNA from Manduca sexta (tobacco hornworm), 1409 nucleotides. RefSeq names its product trypsin, alkaline C-like. The record is from RefSeq and is a predicted model, not a curated record. NCBI's taxonomy places the organism in Eukaryota, Metazoa, Arthropoda, Insecta, Lepidoptera, Sphingidae. Gene Ontology annotation, biological process: proteolysis. Gene Ontology annotation, molecular function: serine-type endopeptidase activity. The coding region runs from base 97 to 1347 and encodes 416 amino acids. The transcript has 4 exons.
AUUAUGACAAUAGAGAUAAAACGGCAUAAACAGAAUUGGUAUAUAUAGAUGUAAGUGAGCGGUGUCAAGUCAGUAGUGUCAGUGCACAACGUCAAGAUGGCGCUUCAUUUGCUCGUGGCUUUGGUUCUCCUUGCAGGGACUGCCCACAAUUCCUUUUCCCCCGAGAAGUCCCUACUGGACAUCAAUUGGGAUAAUAUUGUUGCCGCCAUACCUGGCCUUGUCGCCAGCAUCCAAGAAAUCGUUGCAGGAAUUGAAUGGGCCAAUGUUCUAGAAACGAUACAGAACGUCAUCAACAAUCUUCCUGCAAUUAUUGGAAAUCUUCCUGCUAUCAUCGAAAAUCUUCCCGGCGACCUCCCUGAAAUCAUUGGGAGCCUGCCCGACCUCAUCGGUAGCUUGCCCGACGUCAUUGGGAACCUCCCCGAGAUCAUUGAAAACAUUAACUGGGACGCUAUUCUUGACCACUUGCCUGACAUCGACUGGCCUUCUGUAAUCGAAAACUUGCCCGACAUCGUUGCCAAUCUUCCCGAAAUUAUCGCCAAUCUACCCGACAUUAUUGGCAAUCUCCCUGGGAUCAUUGAAAACCUUCCUGAUAUCGACUGGCCCGCAAUCAUCGAUCUCCUCCCUGAGAUCGAGCGCGACCCUGGUGUAAUUAGCCACAUCAGCCAACACCCCAGUCUUGUGCAGAUUGAGGUUGGUUACAGCAGCAUCUGGCUUAUGGGCUGUACUGGUAGCAUCUUGAACACUGGUUACGUCCUAACUGCUGCUCGCUGCGUCUCUGGCCGCCUGUACGACCCCCGCAUCCGCCGUAUCAGGGCUGGCGCUAACAGCCGUGGUGGUGACGGUGUGGUCUACCCCGUCAGCUACGCAAUCCCUCACCCUAGCUUUGGUGACAACGGUUUCGACGGUGAUAUUGCUGUCGUCAGAGUUUUGGGUGUCAUUCACUACGGCCCUAACAUUCAACGUGUUGGAAUCACUAGCCAGGGUGUAUUCUUCCCUGCUGGCGUCCGCGUAGUCAACGCAGGAUGGGGUUCCACUGCUCAAGGCAAAACCAUCUCCAACCGCGAUCUGCACCGCUCCGAUUUAUACGUGGUCGACCACUGGCAGUGUGCAAACAAAUUCUCUCAGUUCGUCGUUCCGAUUACCGUCUCCCACAACAUGAUUUGCGCCGGCCGCGCGCGCUCUGGAGGCCGUAUGGCCGACCUGAGGGACGCUGGAGGUCCUCUCUACUACGACGGCACCUUGGUCGGAGUACUGAGCUUCGGUCGCUACUUCCUCCGUGACGAAUACCCCGUCGUCGCCACCUCUGUCAGCUCUUACACCACCUGGAUCGUGAACACUGCCGUCUAAUUGUGAUAAACGUAUUAUUUAUUGAAAAUUAUUUAAUAAAUUAUUACUAUCAAUUUCUAAAA